AUGUCUUAUACAAAUCGAAACAUUAUCGAUAUAUUCGGAAUAAGUCUGACUUCAGUUCUGCUUAUCUACUUGGGAGUCUUAUCUCCGGGUUUGUUUCUUUGGGAGGACAUUAAGGAGAGUAUGUUCUUCCGUGGUUUAACGGUUGUAGCUAAUUGCUUGGUAGCGUUGGUGGCUGGUUUGUUUCUUAUAGUUAGCAAUACGCGUGGGUAUGUGAAGUCGGAGGAGUACGUGCUAGGCGGCAAGUACUGCUAUGAGUGCCGGCAUGCUAAGGCUGAAAGAGUGCAUCAUUGUUCGCGGUGUAAGCGGUGCAUUAAUCGGAUGGACCAUCAUUGUGCUUGGAUUGGAGCGUGUGUGAAUGGCCGGAAUUUAGGCAACUUUACUAAGCUUAUCUUUGUGACUCUAGUUACUGGUGUGGUCCAUUUAGCACUGUAUGGGUAUGCAGCUCAGCGUCGGUUGCGCAUUCACCAGGGCAAGAUAGCCCCACGGUUCAGUUCAGUCAUGAUUUGUAUAAACAUCUUAGUCAUUGCGGCUCUAAUGGUCCUUCUAGGCCUUCUAGCCAUUAGACACAUCCGAAUUAUCAAGUACAACACGACUUAUUUAGAAAUGCUACAAGCUCGCCGGCUCAAAAGACUAGGCAUGUACGUCCCUGAGAAUCCGUAUAACAAAGGGGGCAAAGAGAACUUCAAGGAAAUCUUUGGAACAACUCUAGACUUUAUUCUUUGUCGCACUCCUAAAUCCAUCGACCAAAUGAGCUACAAGAACUACUGGCCACCUCUCCGGGUCACCAAAAGCACUUCCACUGCCCAAAUACCCAGCCACGCCACCCAACUAUAA
Nematocida homosporus is the source of this 834-nucleotide messenger RNA. RefSeq lists its product as uncharacterized. The transcript has a single exon. The record is from RefSeq and is a predicted model, not a curated record. Lineage: Eukaryota; Fungi; Microsporidia. Bases 1 to 834 code for a protein of 277 amino acids. Gene Ontology annotation, cellular component: Golgi apparatus; endoplasmic reticulum. Gene Ontology annotation, molecular function: protein-cysteine S-palmitoyltransferase activity. Gene Ontology annotation, biological process: peptidyl-L-cysteine S-palmitoylation; protein targeting to membrane.